Messenger RNA from Oenanthe melanoleuca, 722 nucleotides. Its product is annotated as phospholipase A2, membrane associated-like. Gene Ontology annotation, biological process: lipid catabolic process; arachidonate secretion; phospholipid metabolic process. Bases 1 to 468 code for a protein of 155 amino acids. The record is from RefSeq and is a predicted model, not a curated record. NCBI's taxonomy places the organism in Eukaryota, Metazoa, Chordata, Aves, Passeriformes, Muscicapidae. Gene Ontology annotation, molecular function: phospholipid binding; calcium ion binding. The transcript is spliced from 3 exons.
AUGCCCGGAGCAGGGUGCGGGGAAGGGCGCGGGCCCAGCCUGCCCCGCACGAUCCGCGGUGUCCCCGCAGGGCUGCGCCCCGGCGGCGGCAGCGUGCUGCAGCUGGAGCGGCUGAUCCGCGCGGCCACGGGCCGGAGCGCGCUGCUCUCCUACGGCUGGUACGGCUGCUUCUGCGGCAUCGGCGGCUCCGGGAGCGCCGUGGACCCCACCGACCGGUGCUGCCAAGCCCACGACUGCUGCUACAGGAGGCUGAGGGAGGGCAGCUGCAGCCCCCUGCUCACCCCGUACAGCUUCACCUCCAGCGGUGGGAACAUCACCUGCAGCGAUGAGCAGAGCUGGUGCGAGAGGGAGACCUGCCUGUGCGACACCGCGGUGGCCUCGUGCUUCGCCAGCACCCUGCACUCCUACAACAAUUCCUACCGCUUCUACUUCAAGCUCAAAUGCCAAGGAAGCAAGCUCCAGUGCUGAGGAGGGGGAAUCUGCACACAGAGCUCCAGAUUUUGGCUGGUUUUCCCCAGCAAGAAACGCCUGGUUGGGGGCUCAGAAAAGGGAGAGCCCCCGAGGCUCCCUGUGGUGAGAAGGGCACACACACCAUGGAUGGAGAGCCACCAGUUCCUGGAAAGACACACCAGUUUCCUCUUUUUUUUGUCCCUUCCUCCUCUCUUGAUUUCAUUUCCCAGCAAAGAUAAUAAAGAGAUACAAUAAAAAGGAUGUAAACUGGU